AGAAAGACAUUUUCGUGUAUCAAGCGUUUGUUUCGUCAUCAAACAAAAAAUAUAAAUAAACACUUGCAACGUGUGGAUAUUUUCAGCUGCGCGUACGAAAACUUAUUUUAAAUUUUAAAAGAAAAACCUUCGGCGCAUUAACGAUGAACCAGCUAGAAAAGAAAGAACCCGUGCAGGCGAUUUUGAUAGCCGAUGGAUUCAAUGAAUGUUUUGUUCCGUUUACGGACGAUAAGCCGCUGGCUCUUCUGCCUUUGGUAAAUGUGCCGUUAAUUGAUUACUCGCUGGAAUCGCUGAACCGGUCCGGUGUCGAGGAAGUGUUCCUAUUCUGCAGCCAACAUGUCGAUCAGAUUCGGGAACAGGUUCGCGUUAGGCAAUCGGACCCAACCGGAUGCAGCUGGACGGUCGGAAUGACCGUAACUGUGGUCAGCUCCGAAGGUUGUAGAUGUUUGGGCGAUGCACUCCGCGAUCUGGAUGCCAAAGGGCUGAUAAGAGGUAAUUUUAUUCUUAUGGGGGUGGACACGAUCACCAAUGCCAAUCUUGGUGCGCUACUGGAGGAACAUAAACGGAUGAUGAAGACCGAUAAGGGAACUGCAAUGACCGUAAUCUUUAAAGAAGGCAUUCCACAGCAGCGUACCGGUAACGAAGUGUUCAUCGCUAUGGACAAAACUAGUCGCAGAUUGUUGUACCAUCAGCGACUUAAGCCAACUCAAAAUAACAAAGAGCGGAGCUUCAAUAUUCCACUCGAAAUUCUUCUAGAAAAUCGCGAUGUUACACUAAAACAUGGCUUGGGUGAUCCACAAUUAGCCAUCUGCAGCAACACGGCGUUGCCACUGUUUUCCGAUAAUUUCGAUUUCGCCAAUAGAGACGAUUUCGUUCGAGGGCUACUGAUCAAUGAGGAAAUCUUGGCAAGUACAAUUUACGUUUCUUUGCUCCCGCGAGAAGAAUACGCCGUUCGGGUCAACAACUGGCAGGGUUAUCAGAUCGUUUCCAAGGAUGUGGUUAGUCGAUUUGUGUACCCGUUAGUCCCGGAUAUGGGAAUUUGUGGACAUGCACAACGUUAUUCGUUUGGAAGGAACAAUGUAUAUCGGCAUAGAAAUAUUCGGCUGGCUCGAGGAAGUAUUCUGCGGUCCGAUGUAGUUGUUGGAGAGCGGAGUGAAAUUGACGAGAAAACAGUAGUAGAGAGUUCUGUUUUAGGUAGUGGUUGUCGGAUUGGUAAGAACUGUAAAAUAUCCAAUUGUUUCUUGAUGGACGGUGUAGAAAUUGGAGACGGAUGUGAAUUAGAGUAUUGCAUCAUUGGGGUAAAUGCUAAAAUUGGACAAGGUUGUCAGUUGAAUAACGGAUGUAUUUUGGGGCAAAAAGUUGAAAUUCCAAUAGGUAAGAAACUGAUGAAAACAACUGUGCAGUGCACACAACCCGAUGAUGAAUGGACUGAAGGAUCUGAAAAGAUUGGACCAAAGGCCUUCACCAUUCCAGACUCUGAACAAAAUGAUGAAGAUGUUCCCAUGGACAGUGAUGAUGAAGAUAAUCAACCAUCCAAUGGUUUUGCAAUGCGACUUUCGAAAUUGGACCUAUGCUAUGCCCCCUCGGAUUACAGUAGCUCCUCGGAAGACGACGAUUCCAGAGCAGCUUCUCCGGUUCAAGAUGAUUCCAACAUUUUCCUCUCAGAAGUUAUAGAAUCGUUGAAACGUGGUUAUUCUGAGAAAUCAAACACAGACUAUUUGAUUUUAGAAAUUAACUCUUCUCGAUAUGCUUACAAUAUGUCUUUAUCUGAGGUAAAUUUUUUCGUAGUGAAAGCGAUUCUGCAGAUACUGAUCAUUCAGGAAAAUGUUGGUUCAGCUCUGGUGUCUACCUUUGGACAACUGUUGGGAUAUUUCGGUCCGGUGUUUAAAAACUAUAUCCGCGACCGCGAUUCAAUGAUGGACUGCAUGAAAGCGUUGGAGGAAACGGCUCAGCAGGAGGACCUGAUCCAGGCUAAAAUGGCACAGGUUGUGCAUCUUCUGUAUGAGAAAGAUUACGUUUCCGAGGGAGUGAUCUUGAAGUGGUACGAAGAGCUACCGGUGGAUGAUUUGUCAAAGAAAAGUUUGGCCAAGUUGGUUGAUUGGUUGAUGCAAUCCAGCGAAGAAGAAGACGAUGAUGAAGAUGAAAGUGAAUAAAUAUUGUUAUAGUUUUAAAUGUA
This is a messenger RNA of Uranotaenia lowii, 2176 nucleotides long. It is a transcript of the gene eIF2Bepsilon, whose product is annotated as translation initiation factor eIF-2B subunit epsilon. The transcript is spliced from 3 exons. Gene Ontology annotation, molecular function: translation initiation factor activity; guanyl-nucleotide exchange factor activity; translation initiation factor binding. Gene Ontology annotation, cellular component: eukaryotic translation initiation factor 2B complex. The record is from RefSeq and is a predicted model, not a curated record. Lineage: Eukaryota; Metazoa; Arthropoda; Insecta; Diptera; Culicidae. Bases 144 to 2153 code for a protein of 669 amino acids.